This is a messenger RNA of Balaenoptera ricei (Rice's whale), 2741 nucleotides long. It is a transcript of the gene TRIM14, whose product is annotated as tripartite motif containing 14. Lineage: Eukaryota; Metazoa; Chordata; Mammalia; Artiodactyla; Balaenopteridae. Gene Ontology annotation, biological process: innate immune response. Gene Ontology annotation, molecular function: protein binding; zinc ion binding. The record is from RefSeq and is a predicted model, not a curated record.
CAGGUUUCGAUUUCCCUGCCGGCCCCUCUCUGCGCGGCGUCCCCCAAACUUGGGGGUGAAUGGCGGGCGCGGCGGCGCCAAGUGGGACGCCUGGGGGGGCCGGCCCAGCGGAGCCCGAAGACGCGCGCGGCUGGCGCAGCCCGGAGCACGGCGACCGCGUGGCUGAGCUCUUCGGUCGCCGCUGCCGCCGCUGCGUGUGCGCGCUUUGCCGGGUGCUGGGCUCGCACCGCGGCCACCCGGUUGGUCUGGCGCUGGAGGAGGCGGCGCGCGUGCAGAAACUCACCCAAGAAUGUUUAAAGAAUUUGACAACCAAGAAGCAGCAGCAAGUUGGCAACAUAACCCAACAAGAUGCUGCUGAGAAGCUCAAGGCUCAUGCAGAGUCAAGUAAAACCUGGCUGACAAGGAAAUUUACUGAACUCAGAUUACUACUUGAUGAAGAGGAAGCUCUGACCAAGAAAUUCAUUGAGAAAAACACGCAGCUUGCCCUGCAGGCGUACGGGGAGCAAAUCGAGUCUUGUGGGGAGCAAAUCGAUGUCAUGAACAAUCUCUCCACCAGGGUCUGGAAUAUCAGCCAGGAACCCAGUCCUGUACAGCUGCUGCAAGUAAUGCUGGCCGCUGAGCAGCAGAUGCAGCAGCAGAUGAGCCUGGGGGAGUCGUGCCACCCCGUGCCCCACUCCUUUGAGCCCGUCAAGAGCUUCUUUAAGGGCCUUGUGGAAGCCAUGCAGAGCCCGCUACAGACGCCACUGGACGUCCGCCUUAAGGCGAACGAGAACUGCCAGCUCUCGGGCUCCUCCAGCGCCCAGCCGGGUUCCCUGUUGAAAACAAGCCCCUCACCAGAGCGAUCACUCUUCUUAAAACACGCGCGCACGCCCACGCUGGAGCUAGACGCGCUACACGCGCGCCUGCGCCUCUCGGCAGACCGCCAGAAGGUGCGUUGCGGCCACCUCGGCGGGCUGGGGCUUAAGGCCGCACUGCAUUUCGACGCGCUGUGGCAGGUGCUGGGCCGCGACUGCUUCGACGCCGGCAGCCACUACUGGGAAGUGGACGUGCAGGAGGCGGGCGUCGGCUGGUGGGUGGGCGCGGCCUACGGCUCCCUGCGGCGCCGCGGGGCCUCGGCCGCCGCCCGCUUGGGCUGCAACCGCCAGUCCUGGUCCCUCGAACUAUAUGACCUCGAGUACUGGGCCUUCCACGACGGCCAGCGCAGCCGUCUGCGGCCCCGCGACGACCCCGACCGGCUCGGGGUUUUCCUGGACUAAGAGGUCGGCGUCUUCACCUUUUACGACGUGACGGGCGGCAUGACCCACCAGCACACCUUCCGUGCCGCCUUCCAGGAGCUGCUCUACCCGGCCCUGCGGCUCUGGGAAGGGGCCAUCAGCAUCUCCCGACUGCCCUAGGGCCCGACACCUGAGUGGCCGCCCUAGGCUCUCCGCGGCUCUGGUCUCACCCGAUCCAGACGAUCCAGACGUGGCUGGUCUUCUGCCGCCUCUUUCGUCUUUGCCAGGGAGAAGGGGACAGUGAUGAUAGCCUGGUGGAGACACAGCCUAGCAGAGGGCACACAGAGGUGGCCCAGCGCAGCCAGGGCAUGGUGGGCAGGCGUCCAUACCAUGAGGAGAGGACAGGCUGCCCAAGAAGCCAAGCUGCAUACGAGGUGGGACGGUAAGCAUAAGCGGGGGGGGAGGCCCAAGGUUGCGUCCGCCGUGUCCUGCUCUGAAGCCUUCCAUGGCUUCCCAUUGCCUGUUGAACACAGUCCAAAGUCAGCAGGCUUUUAAGCCCUUGCUUCCUUCCUGACAACCUUCCAAAUCCCUUCCUUCCUCUCCAUGUGGCCAUUCCCUGCCCAACUUUCAUCUGGACAUACAGGGUACUUCCCAUGCCCCAGAUCCCACAAUUCCUCCCUCAGUCACUUCUCAACAUGCACGGUUGAACUAAAGUGCCACCUCCUCCAGGAGAGCUUCCCUGGCCAACGCCUCCUCUCCCAUCCCCACUCCCAUAGCUCUCAUGACUCUUGGAAAACAUUUCAGCAAUUCACACAUGCAGGGCACUAUUUGUGGAGGUACCUGCACCCAAUAGGCUGUGAAUUCUCCGACAGGGACCGUCUGCUGCCUCACUGUGGGCCCAGCACUGGAUCUCCUUCCUGGCAGGUGCUCAGGGACGUACGAAUACGCCAGAGCUGUGCCCAGAGAUCCAUCCUCCUGCUCUCAGGGCCUGGCACAGCAUGAGGUGGCCAGCUGCUCCUGGCUGCAGGCAGCCCCAUACUUUACCUACACACGUCAUUCACAGGCUAUGAUUUUCUCUAUGUGCACUGAUGGGAAGCGGGUUCUAGACGAUGGCCCUUCUUCACAGUUCUCUCCAACACAUUACCCAAUCCUCUACCCAAAAGGCAGAGUUAGGCCCUGUGCCCUCAGUGGCUCUUCCAGGUGUGAUCCUCACUGGCUUCUGCCUUCUGGGGGAAUCUAGCUGAGGUCUACAGAGCAGCCUGGGCCCUUCUCACAUUCCAGUCUGACAGGACCUGGAAGCAACUGAUGGGUUCCCUGCUAGAAACCGCCUGCCGUACAUUCUCAGCCAGAGCCCCGGCUAGGCUCUUCCCUCCUUUCCUUUCAGACCCACCUCCUCUUCCCAGGCCCUGGAACACAUCCGUCUACUACCAUACUAAGUCUCUUCUUGUUAGGAGGUCUCAGAUAUUUAAUGUCAUCUCUGCUCUUGUAGGAAAAAAAAAAAAGGCUAUGGAAUCAGAAAUUUUGAUU